Molecule: messenger RNA, 1443 nt
Organism: Physcomitrium patens
Lineage: Eukaryota; Viridiplantae; Streptophyta; Bryopsida; Funariales; Funariaceae
Biological process (GO): spliceosomal complex assembly
Cellular component (GO): catalytic step 2 spliceosome; nucleus; U2 snRNP
Molecular function (GO): nucleic acid binding; zinc ion binding
Source: RefSeq, a predicted model, not a curated record
GGAUGGCCUUUGAAGCUCCCCCGCAUAGGAAGUGCUUGCAGCAGAGUCGUCGAGGUCAAGCUCCUCCUCGAGACCUCUCUCUCACCACCAGGAGUGCUGGAAUCCUGACCUCACGAGACAGGCCUGUCUGCUUCUUCUGGCUUGUGUGUAAUUUUUUUGUGUGAAAUUGUUGCUUUAAUUUACUGCAUUAUGGACCGAGAUUAUGGCAGCAAACCUGGGAGUGGAGGUGCUGCCUCUGACCAGAAUGAGGCAAUUGAUCGACGGGAGCGGCUGCGGCGAUUGGCGUUGGAGACGAUCGACCUCGCCAAGGACCCUUACUUUAUGCGAAAUCAUCUUGGAAGUUAUGAAUGUAAGCUUUGCUUGACACUUCAUAACAACGAGGGUAAUUAUUUGGCUCAUACCCAAGGCAAGCGGCAUCAGACAAAUUUGGCAAAACGUGCAGCUCGUGAGGCCAAAGAUGCCCCUGCCCAACCCCAACCUAACAAAAGAAAAGUUAAUCCUCGAAAGACAGUAAAAAUUGGUCGCCCUGGUUAUCGAGUGACCAAGCAGUUUGAUCAGGAAACUAGACAGCGUUCUCUACUCUUCCAGAUUGAGUAUCCUGAAAUUGAAGAGGGGACUGAGCCUCGCCAUCGUUUUAUGUCAUCUUAUGAACAGAGGGUACAGGCUUGGGACAAGCGCUACCAAUAUCUCCUUUUUGCUUCAGAACCUUAUGAAAUUAUUGCUUUCAAGGUCCCUAGCUUUGAAAUUGAUAAAAUCUCAAAUAAGUUUUUCACUCACUGGGACCCUGACACAAAUAUGUUCACACUUCAACUCUAUUUCAAACUAAGACCCACUGAUCAGAAAGGUGGUCCGCCUUUGGGUGUCAAUGGACCUCCCUCUGGUGUAACUCCUCCUAAUCGACCUCCACCUCCGUAUCAUAUGGGGGGACAAGCACCUGGCGGUCCUCCAAUGUGGGGCCCACCCCAACGUGGUCCACCUCCGAUGAGUGGGCCUCCUCACCAGAUUGGAGGACUCCAACAAAACAUGAAUGGUCCUCAUCGUUCCAUGCCCCCCUCUCGGAUUUUUCCUGGAGGUUCACAGAUGGGAGGACCCCCUCGCGGAUUUCCACCUAGUCCCCCUCCCGGUAUGCGAGGGCCUCCACCAAAAGAUGGACCUCCCCGGGGCUUCAAUCAAAGGCUAUCUUCACAGGGGUACCAGAUGGGACCUCCAAUCAACCAAGGCAUGAGGCCUCCUGGUCCUCCACCUCCCAACAUGGGUCAGCAGAUGAUGCACAGGCCACCCCCUUCCCAGCUAUGAAGCAUUGUGAGAAAGUAACGGAGUAGAUUUCUUUUGAAAUUUUAAAUUUUAAAUGUGAAUUUUAAACCUGUAUACUGGUUCGAGAUUUUUUUUUUCAUUCUAAUUCUCGGUCUUUCACUUUAAAAGAGUUUUAGUCUUGUACACUCA